This is a messenger RNA of Pochonia chlamydosporia 170, 1839 nucleotides long. RefSeq lists its product as hypothetical. The transcript has 3 exons. Lineage: Eukaryota; Fungi; Ascomycota; Sordariomycetes; Hypocreales; Clavicipitaceae. The record is from RefSeq and is a predicted model, not a curated record. Bases 1 to 1839 code for a protein of 612 amino acids. Gene Ontology annotation, cellular component: lipid droplet.
AUGGCACCGUCACGCAGGAACCAACGACACCGCCAAUCCUCCCUCUCCCUCUCCAUCGCCCCCAGCGCCGCCGAACAACUACCCCCCAUAUCGGCACUGUUCCUUAUCGAUUUCGAUGUCAAGGCCGGAUACACCAUCACCUGGAAGCGCGCCGUGCCCAACCUCGAAUUGGACGGCCGAGUUGAAUACAAGUCGCUGCCUUCGGGGCUGCACACCGUCCGCCAUGAUUUGAUUUAUUUUGUUGACGGCGACCACGCCGGUCUGAGCGCCUUUGUCAACGAGCCGUGUGAAGAGGAGGAAGCGAGGAAUGCGAGGAUGAUUGCCGUGGGUAUUCUGGUCCCGUUGAGUUACGGGCGGUUGGGGAGAGCUUGGAGACAUGCGGAGAAGUUGAAGGAGCUGGCUGCCAAAUUGGCAAAGGAUCGCAAUCAGACGGAGAUAUUGGAAAAGUAUUGGGAUGUCCAUAGGGCUAACGAGAGUGGUGGGCAGCCAGAUGACUCGGCGGUUUCUAAUCUGCCUGAUUCACCUACUCAGGAACGAAAGACACACAAGAGGAACAGGUCAGCUUCCGAUGGGGCGGCAUUGAUGCCCCCCGAGCACAGGUUGAGCCCCUUCCACCCGGCCUGGAGCUUUGUCAGUCUUUUAGACAAGUUUGGUCCUCUUAUAUUCCCCAUCCAUAGAGCAGCGCUGCUGCGCAAGCGAAUUCUCAUCUCUUGCCAUGCCCCCGUCCACGAAAUUUGCGACUUUGUAUACGAUAUUUCCAUUCUUUCCAAUAUACCCCUCUCUGUCGCCGACAGACUCCCGAUCUCAUCGCCCACACCUCGUCUACGCCCCCUAUUCACUAUUGGCGUUCACGAUAUCCCCUUCCUCAUGGAGGACUUUGAAGCUUUCAAGCGGCGCCAGGAGGGCACCGCAGACCCCGAAGAUGAAGCUGGCUCAGGCUGGAUCGCCUGCACAACAGACAGCAUCCUCGCCAUGAAAGACACCCUCUGGGACAUGCUCAUCACCAUGCCGCCCGAGCAUUCCACAAACGCCAAGGAAAGGACCUGGCCAACAGUCGAAUACCCCCGCGGCACACCCGUCAAAGCCACGCAACGAGACCUCCGGCGCUUCAACGCCCUUCGCACCGGUCUCAUCCGCCUAGCUUCCUCCCCACAACCCCAAGAACCAGACUCCCCGCGGUCAGACUCAUCUGCCGUUCGCCUCUCCACCAGCCACUCCCACCGGCUUGUCAAGGACGAAGAGGACCCAGGCAUCGAAACACUCAUCGAGCCCUUAUCCUGGGCAGCAUUUGCCUACAACGGCUACAUGUGGUGGGCAUCCGCCGGCGAGCAGAUCCGCUCCGAAGAGCACGAGGAAUCCUCCCGAGAUGCCGCUCUCCUCGCUGAUCUCGCUCCCGCACCCACAUCCUCCUCCUCCAUGUCUCCCCGUCCUCUCUCCGAAUCACUCACCUCUCUUACCGGUCGUCGCGCAUCCAACCCCGACGAAGCACGUACUGAACUCGCCAUCAUUGCAUACUUCCACCGUCUGACCACCCAGAUGCUCUCCAUACUAGUUGACCUCGUUGAAUCCUCAGACGAAGCUUACCCUUCUCCGUACAGAGACGAAGAGGACGCUGAGUCGGAUGGCGAAGAUGAAGCAGAGAUCUUAUUAAAUAACGGGGGAUUAGGUCUCGAUGCCAACUCCAUCACCGUGGAUAGCCACUCCGUUGAAAAUAUGGGCCUAGACGUAUGGAGCGUGUCAGACGCAACUUUUGUAACGGACCUCAUGGAAGCAUAUUUCGGGAGGGCCGCAAGAAUCGAAGGCAAGGGCGUGGAGGUUUGCGGCGUGAGAGUGUGCUAG